Molecule: messenger RNA, 1998 nt
Organism: Sycon ciliatum
Lineage: Eukaryota; Metazoa; Porifera; Calcarea; Leucosolenida; Sycettidae
Product: E3 ubiquitin-protein ligase TRIM45-like
Exons: 1
Coding region: 1-1998 (665 amino acids)
Molecular function (GO): zinc ion binding
Source: RefSeq, a predicted model, not a curated record
AUGGCCACGGCAGCCUGCAGCUCCGUUAGUGCACUUACCGCCAGUGAGCAUGGUGAGCCUGGUCUAAAAAGCUGUGUAUUUUGUGGUGUCAAGCAGCCAGAAGAUGGCCGUUUCUUGCACUGUCUGCAUGUGAGCUGUGUGGGUUGUCUGAACGACAAUCUAACGUCCGAAGGCUGUAUCGAAUGUGGUACGUGCAACGAGGAGACUAAGCCUAGAUUGCCCGGUGUGGCCAUCAGCAAACUGCUCGUGUCCAGUCGAUUUGGGACAAGCGAAGCCAGCGAUGAGGUUACCGGAGAGCAAGAAACACCCCUGUGUGAUUUCUGUGAGACAAACUCAGCGAAAGCCGCUACACACGAAUGUGAAGAAUGCGAUGGGAUUUUGUUGUGCACGACGCACGCCCAGGACCACAGCAAGAAAAGAGUGUUUCGUACGCACCACGUGACUGAGCUUGAUGCAGUGAGUUCAGGUAACUCAGACACUGGACGCAAACAACUGCAAUACUCUUGCCCAUUGCAUGGCAAACACGAAGUGACCGACUUUUGUCGAACAUGCCAAGUCGUGGCUUGCGAGCAAUGCCUGCUUAGAGGCCACAGACAGCAUGACGUUGUCUCUUUGUCUGAAACGGCUGCGGAGCAGAGGGUUGUCCUGAGGAAUGAAUUGCCACGUAGUGAUGGGCAAACUGCUCACACCAGUCCAGACCGUCCUGUGUUGGAGUUGAUGGCGAUGAAAGAGGAGCUGGAGUAUGACAUCACACACAGCAAUGGCGAAGCCACGGCGGCAUCAAAAGUGAUCACGGAGGCAUUCUCGGGAUUCAGGUCUCUGCUGGACCAACGAGAGGGAGAGCUAUUGAAAAUGGUGGAUACAGCCAGGUGGAAGACGCAGAGAGCUGCCGAACACCAACUUCAUCGCCUGGACAUCAUUGAACUGAAGAACACCACAGCCAUUGAGAUAGGAAAGUUUCUCACUAGUGAAAUGGGUGCUGGUUGUGAUGCUGAAGUCAUGAUGCUCGCACCACUGGUGCUGAGCAAGAUGAAGUCGCUCAAGUCAGAUGUUGAGGCGGAGAAGAAAUCGCACAGCCCAUCAGGCAGCAUCCAAGCAGCCAUGAACAAGUCUGAGUUUGACAAGCUCGAGCGGUGUGUUGAACGAAUCGUGUCGGUUUCGUCUGGCCUAUCCAUUGAGUUAGAGAACUGCACUGUUGAAUUCCCCGACCCAUUACAAACUGACCAGGAGUGUUCGGCAUGCCUCCACCUUGGCCAACAGGCGCAUGCCUCUGCAGCUGGCCCUGACGUAGAGGACUGUAUCAAGAAGCUUGAGGUUAGUGUGACCUCGGCAUCAGCUGAAAAGCGCACAUUACCAGCUGAAGAGCUUUCCACUGACGCGGAACAAGGAAUGGUCAGAAUUCCUAUCCUUGUGAGCAACCCUGGUCAGCACCUACUUCAUGUCAGGUCCGGCAUUCGAGCCAGGGACUUCGAGUUUUCCGUUACAAACAAACCUCGCUUUGAGUUUGACAAGCGGCGCUGCUCCCAUAACAUCGCGAUCUCUGAGUGUGGUUGCACUGUGCACUUCUCGGGCCAUCCGGGUGGAUAUCACAAUGUUCUUGGCACAGUGCCGUAUACCAGUGGCACCCAUCAUUGGUCAGUCCGGGUACAAGGGUAUAAUCUGGGCAGUGGAUGUAUGGGUAUUGGUGUCACAACUGUUCCCGACGGUGACUUUCUACGCCAAAGGCAAAGGUUGUUGAACACUGGAUACGGGUGGUGGUCACAUUCCAGUACUUAUGGUCUUUGUAAGGACAAGGCCUUGGCAGCACAGUGUAGCGAGUGGCAAGAUGGUGACAUACUCGACUUCACGUUGGACUGCGAUGCACAUACCCUGGAGCUGCACAACCGACGUGUCAAUGAGCGCAAGAAGAUACAGGAUGUUGUCGGCAAUGGCACGCCUCUGUUCAUGCUAGUAUGCCUAACUGGUCAUGAUAGGACGGUCACACUACUCGGAAGAUAG